Molecule: messenger RNA, 4282 nt
Organism: Rhea pennata
Lineage: Eukaryota; Metazoa; Chordata; Aves; Rheiformes; Rheidae
Gene: RSPRY1
Product: ring finger and SPRY domain containing 1
Exons: 17
Coding region: 725-2452 (575 amino acids)
Cellular component (GO): cytoplasm
Molecular function (GO): protein binding; ubiquitin-protein transferase activity
Source: RefSeq, a predicted model, not a curated record
UCAGAAGAACUAAUCAGCUGCCUCAAAAUUUAAGAGCCAGAACCUCUCCUUCUGUCUCUGAAAAGAAGUAAAGACCCUCUGAAGUUUGGGGCAUAAUGAGCCUGGAAGUCAUAUUCUGGUUUAUUGAUACUGAUGUUGGAUAGGUGGUGAGACUCACUAAGUGUUGAAAUCAAAACUAAGAUUCCUUUAUUUAUUUAUUUUAUUUUAUUUUAUUUUUAAGGUCAGGGUACAAAGGACAGUUCCAUCUAAAGAAUCCUGAGAAGAGAAAUUAGGAGCUCUGGGAGAGGAAGCUGGGAGGUGGGACUCUUCAGUGUGGUUUCUAAAAGUGAAAGCAGAGUCAAGUAAAGUGAAAGCAAAGUCAAGUAGAAUGAUUCACUGCACAAGAUAAAAGCUUAUACAGUGCAGCUUUUCCGGAUACAACUGCCUCUACGCCCUAAGGAAGUACAGUCCAUUUCUGUUACGGCGCUUUACGAGAAAGUCCAACUGUUCCUGAACCGAUUGAAGGCUGGUUCCUACUCUUUGGUGAUCCCUAAAAUACUGCCUUUUACAGUCAGUUUGGUCAGUUUGGAUAACCAGACUUGCUUCUGGAUGACCAAUGUGUAUUCUAGCUGAUAAUGUCGGAUACUAAGUCUCCAACUUCCCAUUCAUUCCAGCUGGUAGCAACACAUAAAAUGCAAAAAUCACAAUUCAGGAUCAUACAAAUAUUACUGUUAAAACUUUCUAGAUGAUUAUAGUUGCUUUGGUUGUAUUCUAUGCUAGCAGAAGCCUUCUUCAAGGUUUACUGCUGACUCUAGAGCACCACGUUCCCCAUUUAUUGGGAGUCUUGGGGGCUAUCAGCAUGGGAAACUCCUGUGUUUGCCGAGAUGAUAGUGGAGCUGAAGACAAUGCAGAAUCCCAGAAUCGCCAAACAGAGCACAGUAGAGCACAUGUACCUGAAGCAAGAAGCCACCUUAGAGACCCUGUCCGGCCACCCAGAAGGGGGCGAGGGCCUCAUGAACCAAGGAGGAAAAAACAGAAUGUGGAUGGGCUGGUACUUGACACACUGGCUGUAAUUCGGACGUUAGUAGAUAAUGACCAGGAGCCUCCUUAUUCAAUGAUCACGUUGCAUGAAAUGGCAGAAACAGAUGAAGGCUGGUUGGAAGUUGUCCAAUCUUUAAUUAGAGUUAUUCCAUUAGAAGAUCCACUGGGACCAGCUGUUAUAACAUUACUACUCGAUGAAUGUCCGCUGCCGACAAAGGAUGCAUUACAAAAGUUAACUGAAAUACUAAAUUUAAGUGGAGCUGCUGCUUGCCAGGAUGCUUGUCACCCUGCCAAACAUCGGAAUACGACUGCAGUACUGGGCUGUUUAGCAGAGAAAUUAGCAGGUCCUGCAAGUAUAGGCUUACUCAGCCCAGGCAUAUUGGAAUAUUUACUUCAUAGCUUGAAUUUCCAGUCCCAUCCAACAGUGAUGCUUUUUGCACUAAUAGCCCUGGAGAAGUUUGCGCAAACGAGUGAAAAUAAAAUGACAGUUUCUGAAUCGUGCAUUAGUGACCAACUGAUUUUGCUAGAGAAAUGGACUGAUAAUCCAGACUAUUUAAAACGCCAGGUUGGAUUUUGUGCCCAGUGGAGUUUAGACAAUCUGUUUUUAAAAGAAGGCAGACAGCUUACAUAUGAGAAGGUUGACUUGACCAACAUUAGGGCUAUGCUGAACAGUAAUGAUGUCAGUGAAUACCUUAAGAUCUCACCGCGUGGAUUAGAGGCUCGAUGUGAUGCUUCAUCCUUUGAAAGUGUUAGAUGUACGUUCUGUGUGGAUUCUGGAAUUUGGUACUAUGAAGUUACAGUAAUUACUUCGGGAGUGAUGCAGAUAGGAUGGGCUACCAAAGACAGCAAGUUUCUCAACCAUGAAGGUUAUGGCAUCGGGGACGAUGAAUACUCCUGCGCAUAUGAUGGCUGCCGGCAGCUGAUUUGGUAUAACGCCAGAAGUAAACCGCACUCUCAUCCCUGUUGGAAAGAAGGAGACACAAUAGGAUUUCUACUAGAUUUGCAAGAAAAGCAAAUGAUAUUCUAUUUAAAUGGAAACCAGCUUCCUGCUGAGAAACAAGUAUUUUCAUCUGCUGUAUCUGGCUUUUUUGCUGCAGCUAGUUUCAUGUCCUAUCAACAAUGUGAGUUCAACUUUGGGGCAAAACCUUUCAAGUAUCCACCCUCAAUCAAAUUUAGCACCUUUAAUGAUUAUGCUUUUCUGACAGCAGAAGAGAAAAUAAUUUUGCCAAGACACAGACGCCUGGCUUUGCUGAAGCAAGUGAGUAUCCGAGAGAACUGCUGCACGCUUUGCUGUGAUGAGAUAGCAGACACAGAACUCAGGCCGUGUGGACACAGUGACCUGUGCAUGGAAUGUGCCUUGCAACUGGAGACCUGCCCAUUGUGUCGACAGGAAAUACAAACUAGAGUCAGACAGAUCUCUCACAUUUCAUGACACACAUGGAGAAAUAUCAGAGACUUGUUUUUAAUGAGCUCCAUCCAAUACUGAAGGGGGAAGAUAUCUCUUAAUCAAUCUUUAUGCACAUAGAACCAUAGCCACGGCCAGAUUUCAUGCUAAACUGUAGUCUGUUUAUCUUAAAAAUGAAAUCUUUAAUAAGCUAUUUCAAGUUGCCAGCAACAAGAACUGGUCUGAACAGUAAUGAAAGCUGGUAGUUCAGUGUGUUAUGGCUAUUGGUUAUCUCCAAGCAAGACCACAGGAGAGUGUCUCUUUUCCUCCCCCCUUCCUUCUCGCCUGUCGCAAGUGCUGAAAGAAUUUGCACUGGAAGUACAGAUACAAUGCGUUUAAAAACAAAAACAAAAACCAAACAAAAAAAAAAAGAAAGAAAAAGAAAUCUCCUAGAACAGGGCCAUUCUGUCUUGUGCUCGAUAGUCUCUAUUUUUGGCAGAAAUCAGUAUACUAAAAAAGAAUGCCAAUGUUUUUUGUUUCAUGUAGCCUCCUGCUGGUCAGAGACUCUGUAUUUUCAGACAGUGGAUAUUAAACUGCUCAAAGACUUAAUCUGUACGCAAACUGAUUCGAAAAGCCAGUGUGGAGACUGUAGAGAAAUUCACAUUUUUUAACAACUUGGUGAUUCCAAAGAAUGUUCUGAUUUGUUUUUAAACGUUAAAAGAUUGGCGGUAUUUUCAAGUACAUACUGUUUCUGAUGCUUUUAACUUCAGUACCCACAUUUUUUUUGUGAGGAUAUAAUUUUCAGGAAGUUUUCUUAACUAAUUGUAAUGCUGGACUGGAAUUAGUUUGAUAUUCUGGGUAUUUUUUUAAGGUAUCAUCAAUCAUUUUUUAAUCAGUAUUGUUUUUGAAAGUUACGUUCACUGAAAAUAUUGAGCUAUCUUCAAAGACUGAAGAAUUCUCAGCCAGUUUAUUUAAAAGGAAAAAAAGAAAAAAAGUUAUUGGAUAGCAAGUUCAGGCCUCUUCUUAACUCUUAAGAUAUGCACCUUGCUUGCCACGUGUUGGUCCUGCUCUGAGCAGGUUUGGGGCCACACCUUGUUUCUGGUAGAGGUCAUUUAGUGGGAAUCUCUGCUCCACUUCAGUUAUACAUUUGUGACGUUCAUGUGUUAAGGAUGCGUUUCAGCAGGCAGCUUUUGACUGUUUUACUAGGUUUCUAUACGGAAUCAGAUUCACAUCUGGUGUCAGAGAAGUAGUGCAAAGUCAGUGGAGUUAUGCUUAUUUUGCACCAACUGAGGAUAUGACUCGGUCUCUUCCAAGAUUUGUACAGUUUGUUUUUCUUUUUUCUUUUUUUUAAUUUUUUAAAAGCAUCUGGAUAUAUAGUAGAACUCUGCUAAUUCACACACAACUUGCACCAAAAGCAUCCCACGUCUUGGCAAUGAUUCCACAGCAGAGGCCAUUGUAGUGAAUUUUCAUGCUGUGAUGUAUUUCUUUUUUUCAUUGUCUUUAUUGUACUAGUAAAGUAUCAAGUAUUAACAAAGUAAAGCUGAGGGCUGACUGUUCAUGUGGAGCACUCUUAUUUCCUGCUGAGCGCUCCUGUUUCCUACUGACCUAAGUAGGAGCAAAGAGCACUGUGCACAGAUUUUAGAAUCAAGCCUGUUAGCAACUGCUUUCAUGUUUUGCUAACUGAAGGGUGCUGAAUUUCAGAGGCUCACUGGAGAUUUAUUUUAUUCUUGAAGUAAACUGUGUGAACUAGGAAAGUUCUGUGAAUCACUUUCAUGUUGACUGAAUCAAAAAUGGUGUCACGUUUAGUCUUUUUGCUAAAAUGUGAAUUCUCUUCCACCUUGGAUGCCUGUUUUGAUUAAAGUCACAAUGGCAAAUCCA